Rhizoctonia solani is the source of this 1419-nucleotide messenger RNA. Its product is annotated as Retrotransposon gag protein. The transcript is spliced from 2 exons. The record is from RefSeq and is a predicted model, not a curated record. Bases 1 to 1419 code for a protein of 472 amino acids. Gene Ontology annotation, molecular function: nucleic acid binding; zinc ion binding. NCBI's taxonomy places the organism in Eukaryota, Fungi, Basidiomycota, Agaricomycetes, Cantharellales, Ceratobasidiaceae.
AUGCCUGGCUUGGGCGCAAUAGGAGAGACUAAUUUGUCUUCUUCUCAAGUUCAAUCAGGAUGGUCCGCUCCAUCCUCUUGUACACAUACUCCUGCUCCUGCGGCUGAGCCGCCACAUGUAUAUUCCCCCAUGUCUUUUAGCCAGAUGUCAGAUUGUGAAGUACUUGAUAUGGUUGCUCAAAAUAUGAUUAUCUUAAAAAAAGAGUUCUCGCAAUUACAAGGCGCCUAUGAGGCACAACAUGAUCAAAUAGCAUUGUUAAGGGCAGAACUUGAGGAACAUUGCGAUCAAUCGCAAAAUCAACACAUAUUCUAUUCCACCCAAAUCCAAGGAGCGGCCGCUUCCAUUCAGGCUGUGCAAGACCAGCUACUUCACAAUUCCACUACUUGUCCCACGGCUCCUCCCCCACCUCCACCUUCUGGCACAGCCACCUCCACCAAUCCCCCAAUUGCUCCUGCGUCUUCCAAUUUGGAUUUGAAAUUUGCUAAACCCAAUAAGUUCAAUGGCAAGAAAGAGGACGCCCUCAAUUUCAUUAUUGCCUGCCAGGCCUAUAUAAGAGCGAAAGGAGCAAAUAGAUCCCACGAGGAGAAAAUAUUGUGGGUAACAUCAUAUUUUGAAGGUGCAGCAGAAGAUUGGGUUCGCCCCUAUAAAGAAAGGAAGGUUUUCAGGGGAGAAGCAGUCCCAUUAUUGGAGGAUAUUGACGUAUUCUGGGCAGAAUUCACUAAGCAUUAUGUGGACACUAAUCGCGAUGAGAAGUACCGUCAAAAAUGGAAUAAUUUGCGGCAGAAAGCAUCGGUUCAGGAAUACACCCAAGAAUUCCAACAAUACUCCGUGUCCCUGGGUUACAGCGACGAGACACUGCGCAAUAAGUACUAUGAUGGCCUCCAAAACAAUAUUAAGGACAUCAUGCUUUCAACUAUGUUCCAAUGGCGCCGCGCUACUGCCCAACAAGUCUAUGAUAAGGCAGAGGAGAUCGCAAACCAUAUCGAAUCUACACGCUUAUCUCAUCCUUCUGUCUCCACAGUCCGCGCCCCUGCUAAUGCCGCCCCCACUACCACUUCCACUCCCCCUUCCACCCGCACUCGUCUCAACGUGGGAGACAAUGUCUAUAUGAUUGACCCAACCACUCGCCGCGCCAAGAAAGGCGCUAUUACUUCAAUUACCAUCAUUGCUCCUACCCCUGUCCUGGCCUCAAACUCCAAAGGCCCAGGCCCCAUGGAUCUUGAUGGAAGAGGAUUUUCAAACCUCACUUGCCAUGUAUGCGGUGGAAAAGGUCACUUUGCACGCAAUUGCCCUUCCAAGCCCAUGUCGGGACAUGUGGCUAAUGUUGAAUGGUCUUGGGAAAGACCUAAAGAGGAAAAUAGGAUUGAAGUUGUCUCUGAUGAGGAAGAGUUGGGAAAAGGAAAAGCCAAGGCCAACUAA